Messenger RNA from Drosophila eugracilis, 463 nucleotides. RefSeq lists its product as uncharacterized. The record is from RefSeq and is a predicted model, not a curated record. NCBI's taxonomy places the organism in Eukaryota, Metazoa, Arthropoda, Insecta, Diptera, Drosophilidae. The transcript is spliced from 2 exons. The coding region runs from base 121 to 333 and encodes 70 amino acids.
UAAACUUAGUUAGCUUCAAUUUUUAACUCCAUUUCCAUUUACAAGUUUCCCAACCUUUGUGUGUUGAUUGAAUCAACUUGAUUCCCAUAAACAAUAAACCAAAAAAUAAAAAUAAACAAAAUGUUUAAGGAACUCGUAUUAUGGAUGCAUCGCUUGGCCCACGACUUUUGCUUGGCUCGUCCUUUGGCUCAGAUACCACGUCACGGCUGUCGUUUGCCAGUGAAGAAUGGAUUCUUUGCCAAUUUGAUAUUCUUUGUGGCCAUCGUUGCGCCGUUGUACUUUUGCCUUCUGAAGGAUGUGAUCGCCAUGAUCAGUGGGCCCAAGAAGCCUUAGUUAACCACAGGACAUUAAACCGUUUCUAAGUCAUAGCUUGGUCAGUCAGUAUAGUUAGUGUAAAACCCAUAACCAAUCAAUACAGUUUGUGGCAUCGUCUGAAUACUCACUUGUCCACGAUGGUCGUGUA